This is a messenger RNA of Esox lucius (northern pike), 6939 nucleotides long. RefSeq names its product ankyrin repeat domain 50 (gene ankrd50). The transcript is spliced from 5 exons. Gene Ontology annotation, molecular function: protein binding. Lineage: Eukaryota; Metazoa; Chordata; Actinopteri; Esociformes; Esocidae. The record is from RefSeq and is a predicted model, not a curated record. The coding region runs from base 859 to 5139 and encodes 1426 amino acids.
UAGAAUUUUAGAAUGUUUGGAGGCGGAGAGACUGGUGGUAGGGUGCAACAGUACUGUGUUGGAUAGCAGGAGGAGCCGCGGCUGCUAAAAGAAAGGGAAAUGCAAAGACGCGUAUGGACGAAGUGGAAGAUUGGGCUUGGAAAUAGAUUAAGCAAACCAUAUAUUGCUCUAAAAGCAUAGCGUUUGGUUGGAGACGCAAAGGCUUUAAGCGCGGACAUCCAAAGGAAAAGAGGGAUUCAGCAAAGGACUGUUUUCAGUGACCAGGCUCUCGGUGUUAUUGGAGAGCAGCGCAACUCUGACGGAGUUUCACAUGUUAAUGUAAUGGAAACAAUAUUCCAGCUCCCGUGUCCCUCAGAAAUGUAUCAAGGGGAGAAAAAUAAUUGACUCUUGAGGGUAAUUUUAUCAAGCAGUGGUUGAGUUUGAUAGUGGAUGCACUGAGAGCACUGUGCCCUGUCAUGCACAAAGCUAUGUUAAAACAACUAACUUGGAAUAACACCGAGCAUUCAGUCAAGUCAACGAGAAAGCCAUGGAAAAAUAAUAUGGAAAGUGUACAGUAUAAGCCUCAAUUUUGAUAUUUUUUUUUGCCCCAGAUAUUCUGCAACACCCCCCACCCCCACCCCAGAAAACUGCCUUUCUUGCCCACAGCCAUUCAGAGUUUUCCCGGAGGGGAGCCUCAGUUCCGCUCUGGCUUUAUCACAACAUUACGGACAGCUGCAGUCAACUUGGAAAGACACACGUGGAGCCAACAAGAUGGAUACUGACAUUUACAGUUGGCCCACUCUGGUUUGAAAAUGUGAGGGCCAGGAACGCCCCCCCCCCCCCCCCCAUGAGGAAUAGCUGGAACAGCAGUGUCUCAAAAUGUCCCAAACCAGUUUGCUGCAGGGGAAGCGCUUCUAUUGCAGGGAGUGGGUCUUUCACAAGAUCCAGCACUGCCUCCAGGAAAAAAACCACGGCCUGAAUGGGCCCGCCAGCACCCCCAGCAAGCCGGCGGCGGCCCCCAGCCCUGGCGCAUCCAUCCCCGGUGGCUGCUCCGCGGCGGGCCCCGCCAAGACCACCGCCUGGGGGGUUUUGCUGGUGGGGGGGCCCGGGAGUGGCAAGACAGCCCUGUGCGCGGAGCUCCUGUGGCCCACCUCGGCGCAGGGCACACACCGGGGGCUGCAGCAGCAGUGCAUGGCCUUCCACUUCUGCCGGGCGGACGAUUCGGACACGCUCUGCGUGGGCGGCUUCAUUCGAGGCCUUGUGGCCCAGGUCUGCCGGAGCGGCCUGGUGCCGGGGUACGAGGAGAAGGUGCGCGACCCGGCGGUGCAGAGCGCCCUCCAGCCCGGGGAGUGUGAGAGAAACCCCACAGAGGCUUUCAAGAGGUGCGUUCUCCUCCCACUCCUGAGCGCCAAGCCGCCGCAGCAAGCCCUCUUCCUCCUGGUGGACUCCGUCGACGAAGGCUGUCAGCUGGGUGAGGGAGAGCACAGGUCUUCGGGUUCCGACUCACCCAGGACCAUCGCGGAGCUUCUGGCCAGUCACCAUGAGUUCUUCCCGCCAUGGCUGCUCCUCAUCUGCUCUGCCCGGCGACAGAACAAGGCCAUAACCAAGCUGUUCACAGGAUUCCGUAAAAUCAGCCUGGACGACCUUCGCAAAGCCUACAUUGUCAAGGACGUGCAGCAGUACAUCCUCCACCGGCUUGACCAAGAGGAGGCUCUUCGCCAGCACCUCACAAAGGAAACCGCUGAGAUGCUCAACCAGCUGCACAUCAAAAGCAGCGGCUGCUUCCUGUACCUGGAGCGCGUGCUUGAUGGGGUGGUUGAAAAUUUCAUCAUGCUUCGAGAGAUACGUGAUAUACCCGGCACACUCAAUGGCCUCUACCUGUGGCUCUGCCAAAGGUUGUUUGUCAGGAAGCAGUUUGCCAAAGUCCAGCCCAUCCUCAACGUUAUCCUUGCAACAUGCAGGCCUCUCACUGUCAAGGAGCUUUACCAUGCUGUCUGGACCAAAAACAUGACCCUUACCAUGGAGGACUUUCAGAAGAAGAUGGACAUUCUCUCCAAGUUGUUGGUUGAUGGCCUCGGAAGUUCUAAGAUCCUCUUCCACUACAGUUUUGCGGAGUGGCUUCUGGAUGUUAAACAUUGUACCCAAAAGUACUUGUGUAAUGCAGCAGAAGGACAUAGGAUGAUGGCGAUGAGUUACACUUGCAGGGCCAAACAACUGAAACCGCUAGAAGUUCAGGAGUUCGCCUUGCAUCUUAUCAACUCCAACAUGCAAAUUGAGCCAUUCAACCUGGCGCUUUGGAUGGUGUGGAAUGGCACACCUGCUAAAAACUCUCUUUCCACCUCCAUACCUAAAGAGCAGGAGGUACUGCAACUUCUGGUCAAAGCUGGAGCACAUGUCAACAACGAGGACGACCAUGCCUCGUGGAUAGUUCAGCAGGCUCUGGAGAGAGAGGAUUCAAUCCGGACAUUGCUGGACAAUGGAGCCUCUGUGAACCAAUGUGACUCUACUGGGAGAACUUUGUUGGCCAAUGCUGCAUACAGCGGAAACCUAGAUGUGGUGAACUUGCUCAUAUCCAGACGAGCAAACAUGGAGCUGGAGGACAACCAUGGACAGACAGCACUUACUCUUGCAGCAAGACAAGGGCACACUAAGGUGGUCAACUGCCUCAUUGGCUGCGAGGCAAAUAUCAAUCACACGGACCACGACGGUUGGACCGCCCUUAGGUCGGCAGCCUGGGGUGGCCAUUCAGAGGUGGUGUCUGCCCUCCUCUAUGCCGGGGCCAAGGUUGAUUGUGCUGAUGCCGACAGCAGAACCGCAUUGCGAGCUGCAGCGUGGGGAGGUCAUGAAGACAUUGUUCUGAACCUCCUCCAACACGGGGCAGAAGUCAACAAAGCGGACAAUGAAGGACGGACAGCUCUCAUUGCAGCAGCAUACAUGGGGCACAGGGAGAUUGUAGAGCACCUCUUAGAACACGGUGCAGAGGUGAAUCACGAAGACGCAGACGGAAGGACGGCACUCUCGGUUGCGGCUCUCUGCGUGCCCGCUAGUAAAGGCCACGCUUCCGUUGUGAGUUUCCUCAUUGACCGGGGUGCAGAGGUUGACCACUGCGACAAGGACUGCAUGACACCUCUGCUUGUUGCCGCCUAUGAAGGACACGUGGACGUAGUAGAUCUGCUGCUGGAAGGUGGAGCUGACGUGGAUCACACCGACAAUAAUGGCCGCACCCCUCUUCUUGCCGCAGCAUCCAUGGGUCAUGCCUCUGUUGUUAAUACCCUGCUUUUCUGGGGUGCAGCUGUAGACAGCAUUGACAGUGAAGGAAGAACUGUUCUGAGCAUAGCGUCCGCUCAAGGGAACGUAGAGGUGGUCCGAACUCUGCUGGACAGAGGGCUGGAUGAAAAUCACAGAGACGAUGCAGGCUGGACCCCACUGCACAUGGCCUCCUUUGAGGGUCACCGGCAAGUAUGUGAUGCCCUCAUUGAGCAAGGUGCCCGAUGCACAGAGGUGGAUAAUGAUGGCCGAAUACCCCUAAUAUUGUCUGCGCAAGAGGGUCACUACGAUUGUGUUCACAUUCUUCUGGAAAACAAGUCUUGCAUCGACCAGAGAGGAUACGAUGGGAGGAAUUCUCUCAGGGUGGCUGCACUGGAAGGCCAUAGGGAUAUUGUUGAACUGUUGCUGAGUCACGGCGCCGAUAUAGACUAUAAAGAUGCAGACGGACGCCCAACAUUAUACAUAUUGGCACUUGAGAAUCAGCUGGCAAUGACAGAAUACUUCCUAGAAAAUGGGGCAAAUGUGGAAGUUUGUGACACAGAGGGGAGGACAGCCCUCCAUGUGUCCUGCUGGCAGGGUCAUAUUGAAAUGGUCAGGAUGCUGAUAAACUCUCAUGCCGAUGUGAACUCCUGUGACAACGAGAAGCGCUCUGCCCUCCAGUCGGCAGCUUGGCAAGGCCACGCAAAGGUUGUGCAGUUCUUGAUUGACAAUGGAACUCAUGUGGAUCAUACGUGUAAUCAGGGGGCAACCGCGCUCGGCAUUGCUGCCCAAGAGGGGCACAAAGACGUGGUGCAGAUUCUUCUAGAGCAUGGUGCUGACCCCAACCACGCAGACCAGUUUGGACGCACAGCCAUGCGAGUGGCUGCAAAAGGGGGGCAUUCAAUGAUCAUCAAACUUCUUGAAAAGUAUGGGGCCUCAAGUCUUAAUGGCUGCAGUCCUUCGCCUGUACACACUAUGGAACAGAAGAACCCACUCUCUGUUGCUGGAAAAAUGCAGUCCCUCACGAUAAAAUCUAGCAGCUCUGGCAGCACAGGAGCUGGAGAUAUGCAGUCAUCUGGACGUGGUCUACAGAAUGGCCCAGUCCAUGCUUUCAGCUCCCCUUCGGAAUCUCCCGAUUCUACAGUGGAUAGACAGAAGUCCUCCCUCUCUAACAAUUCCAUGAAAAGUUCUAAGAAUUCCUCGCUGAGAACCACCUCAUCCACUGCCACUGCACAGACCGUGCCGAUAGAUAGUUUCCACGGAAUGACCUUCACGGAGCAAAUCCAGCAACACUCUCUGCCUCGCAGUCGAAGCCGACAGUCCAUCGUGUCGCCCUCCUCCACCACCAAAUCCAUUGGACAUCAGCCGGGGUCUCCAUCAAGUGAAUUUGACUGGGCUCAGGUUAAGCCAGGUCUGAAGUCAACCAAAGCGACUAAGACCGGGAAUGGCACAUCAAAUGGCAAAGGGGGGUCCGGAGACAAGAAAAGGCUUAAGAGCAUUGGAUCCACCCAGGGUCAGGUGUUGGAAUAUGAGAUGACCCAGUUUGAUAAGAGGAUUGCACUCAACAAGUCUGUAGCCAACAUUGCAGUGAAGGAUCCUCAUAGUAAGAUCAUGGUUGGUUGCUCAACCCAGUCAGAUGGGGGACUGACCCAAGAGCAGUUAUUCAUCCAACAGCAGAGCAUUGCAGAGAAAAGGCGAAAUGGCAUUAUGACCAACCCCAACUACCAUCUUCAGGGCAACCAGGUUUUCCUCGGUAGGGUUUCUGUCCCCAGAACUGUACAGAACAGAGGACACCAGGAUGUGCUGGAGAACUAUCCUAUAGGGGAGACUGAAUUAAGCCUUAAACAAGCCCUGAAACUGCAGAUAGAGGGAUCAGACUCUGGGUUUAACUACAAAAAGGAGACACCAUUAUAGCUGAAGUCUUCGAUGCCAUUCGUCAAGCAGACAUCGGAGGGAACGUGCCAAAGCAACUAUUUUCAUCUGCAUAUGAACAGAAUUAUUUUCUCCACUUUCUCAAGUGGAACACUCAGGGCCGGUUCUAGCCAUAAGUGACAUAAGCAGUCACUUAGGGCCCCUGACUGCUAGGGGGCCCCUGACCGCUAGGGGAGUGGGGCCCCAAAUAAAGUUUUGCUCUGGGCCCCGAAAAGGCUAGAGCUGGCCCUGGGAACACCUCAAGAAAACCUAGGGAAGAAUGUUGAUCGCUUCACAAGGCUUACCAUGAACUGACACUUCCAUGUGCCUACAUAUGUUGUAGCCUUCUCGGUGUAAUCAUGCACACUAUAAUUUUAUUUAAUGUGUUGAUAUUUAAUAUGCAGUGUAUGCACUUUUCAAAUAGAGAAAACGACAAACACGCUUUUGUUCAGUUUCCCCUUAUGCUCCUGUGUUUCGGAGUAACCGUUCGAAAGAAUCACACACAGUUUUCUCUUGUUUGUUUCUACGUCACAUCCUGUUGUCCUGCAGUCAUAUGAUGUACAACGAUGUACCUCUCAGUACGUUGCCACAUCUUAUCAGAGGACAUCAAGAUAAUCGAUAUGGAUAGUUUCACAUACAUCGAUACUCUGCCCUUUCCUGGAGACUCACCAUCUGCGUUGACCUCAUCAGUGUGCCACACCUGUGUUGCGUGUGUAAUAUGAUAAUAGCUACGGCAAAUACUAUACAAGUAUAAUCAGGCAUAUUUAUUUUUUUGGGGAGCGAAAAAAAGCCACUUUCAUUUGUCUUGUAUGCUCUAUCAUGGUGCUCUGUUCAAAAGUUGCCUGCAGUUACUUUGGACUCCAUCUUGGUUAUCUUGCUACUGUUUUACUGGCUAUGUAUAUUGUAGUAUUGCAACUACCUAAGGGAGAGAGUUCAUUGAAAAUGUUCAGACCAUUUCAUUUUGUCCCUGUGGGACUUUUCAUGUUUCUGUGUUGCGUGCAUUCGAGUUGAUUAAAAUGACUAUUGGUGUACUGGUGAAACUGCGGCGUUUGGUGCUAAAUGCAAAGUUCUCAAGUGAAAGUAGUGAUGAAUGCAUUUGUUUGUGGAAUUCCUAUUAAACACGCGCAAUGCAAGAAACUACAUUCUAGCUUUGUUUCCCUUGUUGUUGUGGCGUUGCUAAGUUUUGAUAAUUGCAGUAUAUUUUGGGGCGAGACACAAAAAUGGCUUACGGAUCACUCUUUAUGACUUCACUGAGUAUUAGUCUUCAAUAAUGUUAUGGUUUUAAGCAUUGUUUGAAAUGUAUACUUGUCAAGCCAAAGUUGAAACUAAGCAUUCUUUUUUCUCUUUCUGAGCAGCUGCAUAUCGGUUCCCUUGCUUUAGCUCCACUGCACAGGGGUGGGGGUGGGUUUGAAGAUGGUGCUCUGGGAUUGGAAACAUCUGUUUCCCAUGGAUUUUGUGGGGCUGUGUGAGCAAUUGCGUUUCUGUACCAACUUAAGUCAAAGCCCGGCACUUCCCAGUGGAGGCGGGUUAUGAAGGUGUAAUGAAAGAAGGACCUUUUUUUUCUGAUAAAUUCUGGUCAGUUUUCCAACUUCUUUUGCUGUAUGUCAAACUGUCUAUUUGUUUUGCCUAGGUUUGUCUGUCAUCUUGUUUUGAAUUGACCCUUAACAAAUUGUUUGUAAAUAGCUUGCCAUGUACAUUGAACUUUCCAUUUAAAAAAAUGUAUUUCCUGUACUAUAUUAAGCAAAUUUUUUGAUGUAUAUUAAAGUGCUUAAUAAACAUAUUUGCUUUACUGCUGGAAAAGUA